Molecule: messenger RNA, 1590 nt
Organism: Cylicostephanus goldi
Lineage: Eukaryota; Metazoa; Nematoda; Chromadorea; Rhabditida; Strongylidae
Source: the annotation of a GenBank genome assembly
UUGGCUGUCGACUAUCUGCACGAUAAAAAAGUGAUUCACCGUGAUCUCAAAUUGGGCAACCUGUUCCUCAACGGGGAACUCCAGGUUAAAAUCGGAGAUUUUGGUCUGGCAACUACUGUAGAUAAUGAAGGGGAACGAAAGAAGACUCUGUGUGGUACUCCUAAUUAUAUCGCACCUGAGGUGCUUGACAAGAAAGGACAUUCAUUCGAAGUUGACAUAUGGGCAAUAGGUUGCAUACUGUACACGUUACUCUUUGGCCGCCCACCUUUUGAGACAAAAUCGCUCAAGGAGACAUACAGCCGCAUCAAGUUGAACCAGUAUCGAGUUCCUUCUACAGCCUCCCCUACUGCUGCUCAUCUCAUCCAGAAUCUGCUUGCGGCUGAUCCUGCAAAGCGUCCCACUGUGAAACAGCAUUCUUCCCUCUACUUCAACUUUGUGUAUACUGCUUUUCCUUCUGUUUGUCUGGAGAACAAAAAGUUCAUUUUUCGCGUCGCUGAAUUUUUUCUAAUUUCAGCAUUAUUUCAGGUGUUGGCGCAUGAGUUCUUCCGUUCUGGUUUCAUGCCCACAAGGCUUCCGAUUUCCUGCCUCACGAUGGCGCCCAAAUUCACUCGUCAUAGCGAGGUUUGUUAUAUUCUAGAUUCAGGGCCAAAAUAUAAAGGAGAAGCACGUUGCUCCUUCCAAAAAAGUCCAUUUUCUUUGCGGAAUGUGAGCACAUAUUUGCAGGUGGGUAUACCAGCUCCAGUCGAUCGUCGUGCGGUUCCUGCUGGUGUGCUUAGCCCCAAACAAUUAGUCAAGUAUGUUCCUGAGCAGAUUAGGUUAUUGAACUAUCGAGAAUAUUGCAGACAAGAUCUCAUGGGUGCACAUCCACGUGCCCUCAAUGCAGUGCCAGAAAACAAAGCUAUAGAUGGCGAACGUGUUGACAGAGCUGUUGCAUGCGCGAAGGUUCCCGAGGAUGUAUAUUUGUCCGAGCUAUACGAGCAGAUCUCUUCGCUUGUUUCCGCGCGAGUUCCAGAGCGGCAACUGCGGGUGGAGGAUGAAGCGCCGGAAGCCAUGCCUAUCUUCUGGAUUAGUAAAUGGGUUGAUUAUUCCGACAAGUACGGGAUUGGUUACCAGCUUUGCGACAACUCGGUUGGAGUGCUGUUCAACGAUAGUUCCAAACUUGUUUUGGAUGAGGCGGGUAAUGAGCUGACCUACAUCGAGAAAAACGACAAGGAGAAUUACUAUGCUAUUGACUGUUUCCCGGACUCUCUGGCUAAGAAGGUUACGUUGCUGAAAUAUUUCCGAACAUACAUGAAUGAACAUCUUAUCAAAGCGGGAGCCCAUGUAGUGAAAAAGGAUGGAGAUGAUUUGGCUCGCCUCCCGGUGCUUCGUUAUUGGUUCCGCACUCGAUCUGCCAUAGUUCUGCAUUUAUCUAAUGGAACAUUGCAAAUCAACUUCUUUGAGGACCACACGAAAGCAAUAGUCUGCCCUUUGAUGGGUGCUAUCACUUAUAUCGAUGAGCAAAGGAACUUCCGAGUUUAUAAACUGUCACACCUCGAAAAAUAUGGAUGUACCACAGUAAGUUUAAGUCAUGCUUUUAUGAAGUUAUGA